AUGCCACGGCCGGGCCGCUCCACGUACGGCGACCAGAAGCCGCCGUACUCCUACAUCUCGCUCACCUUCAUGGCCAUCCAGAGCUCGCAGGAGAAGAUGCUGACGCUCAGUGACAUCUACAAGUUCAUCAUGGACCGGUUCCCGUACUACCGCAAGAACACGCAGCGGUGGCAGAACUCGCUGCGGCACAACCUCUCCUUCAACGACUGCUUCAUCAAGAUCCCCAGGCGGCCAGAUCGACCUGGUAAGGGGAGCUACUGGGCCCUGCACCCGGCCUGCGGGGACAUGUUCGAGAACGGUUCGUUCCUCAGGCGCCGCAAGAGGUUCAAGCUCCCGCGGCAGAUCAAGGACGCCACGGCCGUUGCCCUGGCCGAGCUGAAGCACUACGAGACCGUGUCGCAGAACGCCAUCCAGGAACAGGCCAAGAUGAGGCUGACGGCCCUGGCGGCCGCGCCCAGUCACCUCCAGGGACACCACGCCGACCCGCUCCGGCACAGCACGACGUUGCCGUUCAUCAAGCAGCCAUUUUCCAUCGAGAACAUCAUCGCGCCCGAGGGCAAACACUUCAGCGGCGUCCUGCCGAGUCCUUCGUAUCCGUCGCCGCAUCCGCAGCAUCUCCGCUCCCUCCCCCCGUUCCCUUGUUCAUUACCGUACGCAACGACAGCGUCCUGGCACUCGACGUACUCGAGUCUAGUCGCCGCUGCGGCCGGCCGCCAAGACCUCAACGGACUCCUGUGCGGCGCCAAGAUGCCGCCAGGUCACUACCCUCUGGCCGGUGUGGUGCCGGUGUCGUCUUCGGGCAGCGCCAUGCCGUUCUCGCUACCUUCGCUUCCCCUCAAGCCGCCGACUCUGCUUCCGGCGUUCCAGUUCCCGGGGAUGAGUCCAGAACAGUCCUUGUUUUCGGUGAGUGCGGCCCAUAUGACGUCACAGAUGGCGUCCGCUACGGCGUCGCUGCCCUGCACGCCACCCAGGCCGGACUCGGCCUCCAGUGACGUGUCGUGCACGUCCCUCGACGUGGUGUCGGACGAACUGGCGAACGAUCUCUGUUAGUUCGUGGCGGCGCCGGACGUUAUUUAUGGCGUGAGAAUGCAGCGACUGCGAUAGGGCCACCCAGGUUCCAAGUGUGCGUGUGUAGUU
Molecule: messenger RNA, 1137 nt
Organism: Ixodes scapularis (black-legged tick)
Lineage: Eukaryota; Metazoa; Arthropoda; Arachnida; Ixodida; Ixodidae
Product: forkhead box protein B1
Exons: 1
Coding region: 1-1050 (349 amino acids)
Biological process (GO): cell differentiation; regulation of transcription by RNA polymerase II; anatomical structure morphogenesis
Molecular function (GO): RNA polymerase II cis-regulatory region sequence-specific DNA binding; DNA-binding transcription factor activity, RNA polymerase II-specific
Source: RefSeq, a predicted model, not a curated record